Carassius auratus (goldfish) is the source of this 3918-nucleotide messenger RNA. RefSeq names its product adhesion G-protein coupled receptor F3. Gene Ontology annotation, biological process: cell surface receptor signaling pathway; adenylate cyclase-activating G protein-coupled receptor signaling pathway. NCBI's taxonomy places the organism in Eukaryota, Metazoa, Chordata, Actinopteri, Cypriniformes, Cyprinidae. The transcript has 18 exons. Gene Ontology annotation, molecular function: G protein-coupled receptor activity. Gene Ontology annotation, cellular component: membrane. The record is from RefSeq and is a predicted model, not a curated record. Bases 837 to 3878 code for a protein of 1013 amino acids.
UUUGAAUCUGUAAAGUUGUACUUGGACACAGAAGGUAUGAUGUCAAUAAUAACAGCAGUUUGAUUUGAGUUUGUAUUGUGCAUGAUGAAAACCAUGCCCAUUAACACUGAUGCUUUUUAAUUCCCUAAUAAUGUUGUACCCUUUAAAUCUGUCUUUACAUAACAUUACACAACUGUCCAUAUUCAUGUUCUCCACCACAGCCAAAUAAUGAGGCUCAGUGUUUUCACCCUUCAUGCUAAAUAAACAUGGUCGGUGGAGCUCCUGUGUGUUACCACAUAUUACCAUAGUCAUAUGUGAGUUAGAUGAGCUGGAUACGGUUGUGGUCAAAAUAACAGGAAAACAUAACCACAACACUGGUGGUUUAAAACAACAAAUGAAAAAGAAAAAGAAGCUUUAAUUGAAACAAUUUCGUACAUCGGCCACCCGGCAUUCAAUAGUCAGAAACAGCAGAACUUAUUAAGUCUAGAAGUCUUAUUUCUAAAAGUACAGCAUGUAUAACAUGAAAAUGAUUUAUCUAAAUCAGUCACAAAUGGCUAUCUAGCAAAUAUAGUUGGACAAAGCAGCUCUGAGCUACAUUUGUUAGCCAAAUCUCAAUGGAAAGUCUGAAGCCAUGACUAUCGUGUGCUAACUUAUCCAGGUGGCCUAUGGACUUGGGGAAUGUAAAAUGCAAAUGUAAGAGUGAGCUUUGUAAAUUAGCUUUUACCAGCCCCACUGCAUUCGUCAACUUUCUUUAAUUCUCAUUCAGCACCACCUUUCACUCUGGAAACUUGUUCUUCACAGGGAACAUUGUAAUGACAGAUAAAAUUGCUUAAAACUUGCGGAUCAUCUCUUUUAAAAUGCAGAUUAUAAGGAUCAAGACACUCUCUGGUGCAGGAAUGCUGCUUUUUGCUGCACUAUUCAUGUUUGGCCAACCUUCAAAUGUGGGGUCCACAGAGGUGACCUAUUGGGCAGAGAUCAUGAUUGAGGGAAAUAAAACCUUAAAUGUGGGAGUCUAUCUGCCUGGACUUAUAGGGACUGUUCUGGAUACAACGGGAGUAACUAUCACAGGCGCUGAAAUAGCAGCAGAGUGUGAGAUAAUUGGCCAAAACUCAACAUGCUGGUGUGGAACAGACUAUGUUUGGAGCAAUCUUGUUUGUGACAGUGUAAAUAAAUGCUGCAAUGUGCAACAAUGUGUGGCAAAUAUAUCAACCUACACACCUCUGUGUCUGCCCAAAAUGAACGUUUCACUCAUUGGCAUGCUCACUGGGAGCAACGCAACAGUCGAAGCCACGUUGCUGAGUGCUUUUAAUGUGCUGAAUGCCUUCAACUCACUGACUAUCCAAAGCACCACUUACACAGGGUUAAGUACGUACGCUCACAAUUUCACAGUGUCUCUUAGUUCUGUGUUUUCCACCAGCAAAGUCCAAGGCAUAAUUGCUACGCUGUUGACGCAAAAAUCAGUUUACAGUCUCAGUGUUAGGUCUCUAGGCAUGGUAUACAUGGAGGCACCUACAGGAAAAGUGUGUUAUAAUUCAAAACAACAACUGAACUGUACCAGUAUCGAAGCUAUGAGCAAGUGCGUGUGGCAGAUGUCCAGAGAUGAUGAGGACCCUUUGAUUCUGGGACCAGGAAGUGAAGUACAGCUGUCAGAUACUUGUACAGAUCUCUCAACAGUCACACUGCUCAAGACAAAUGGAUACUGGUCAGGAAUAUACAGCUGCCUUUUUGUCUCAGGGAACUUAGCUCACAUGGCCAUAGCACCUAUUCAAAUUGCACUGCUGCCAGAGGUCAUUAAUGUGACAAGCAAUCCACAAACUGCAGACUGUUCUGCAUCAACAUCCACCCAAGUCAGCAUCGCAUGUACCAUCGAAAACAGCACUGAAACCUACACAGCAAAGCUAAAACUCGGAAAUACUGAAAAUUCAGCAAGUAAAGCAGAAAUCAAUGGAAUAAUCAGUUAUACAGCGGUAUUCACUGUUGACUGUGUAGCGGCAAGCAAACCAAGUUCACUUGAUGCCAGUUGCACUUUAGAGAACUCUUUGGGUCAGCUGCGAAAUCAAACAAUAAAAGUACCAAUCAUUUACCCCAGUGACAUGUUUUGUGCAGAGGACAAAAUUGAUGAUAGAAUAUGGCCAAAAACAAAGAAUAAUGAAACAGCCAGUAUAGAUUGCACUGCGCCUGGGAGACAGGGCAUAAUGAAACGCAAAUGCAAUGGAAAACAAUGGGGGGAAGAAGUCUCUCUGUGUGUUAAAGCAAUCCUGAAUAGUGUAGCUUUGCAAGCAAAGGAUUUUGAAAAAGGACUUGGAGCAACACAAGAAGGCGCUCAGCUUAUCUUUCAGAGCUUGAAAAAUAACACAGUUGAUGACAGUGAUAACACUUUUGGUGAUGUCAAGGCAGCAGUUUCUGUUUUCGAAACUAUGAACAAGGCAUCAGCAAACAUGCCACUAGGCGAGAACCUUCUUGCAGAUUUCAUCGACUCAGCCAGCAGCAUGCUGAAUGUAACCUGGGAUGUGGGAGACAAGGAAGAGAGCAAUUCAGUGGCCACACAAUAUCUGUCAUCCGUUGAAGGUCUCGUGAAAAACAUCAGAAUAAAUGCCAGCGAAGGCUACAACUCCACAAAUAUUCAGCUUCAGAUCUGCCGAAACGGCAGCAGUUGCAACAGAACCGUUUUCAAUGUGGAUGUUGAGCUGAAUGCAACAGCAGAUAUGGUGAAAACAGUAGGAUUACAGAGCUUGGCCAACCGCAUGCCAAAGCUGGGCUAUGAGGAUUCAACUUUUCCUAGCAUAGUUGUAUCCAGCACAGUUGAGAACAACACUCAGUCAUCAGUGAACAUAAAAAUGGCUUUUCCGAAUGAACAGGGCGGCAGUACUAAGAUGACCUGCGUUUUCUGGAACGUUACUGAGAAAAGAUGGUCAGAUGAGGGCUGCGAAUUUGUUAAAGGCUCUGGGAACCUUGCGUACUGUCAAUGCAACCAUCUCACCUCCUUCUCCAUGCUCAUGUCUAAGCAUGCAGUAAGCAUGCCUUUUCUAGAUCAGCUCACGUACGUUGGACUGGGAGUCUCCAUUUGCUCUCUCAUCGUAUACAUCAUCAUCGAGUGUUUGGUCUGGAAAGCCGUAGUCAAAUCCAACCUUUCCCACUUCCGGCACACUGCUCUCCUCAACAUCUCUCUGUGUCUGCUUUUGGCAGACUGCAGCUUCUUAGCUUCCUCCUUCCCAUCAAUCCUAAAUGAAUCCCUGUGCCUGGUAUUGGUGUUGGCGAAGCAUUACUUCUUCCUUGCGAUGUUCUUUUGGAUGCUGUGUCUGAGCGUCAUGUUGGUUCACCAGCUCAUGUUCGUCUUCAGUCAUAUCGGAAAAAAGAUGUACAUGAUCCUCGGAUUCACCAUUGGCUAUGUUUGUCCGACAGUGACUGUGGCUGUUACAUAUGUGUACUACGACCAAACAAAGGACAUCCCAUACUACAGCUCUAAAACGUGCUGGCUUACCUAUAAGUCAGCCAUGCAGGGAUCCAUCCACGCAUUUCUCUUCCCAGUCGGGACCAUCGUGCUGGUGAAUGUGUUUUCCAUGGUGGUGGUCAUUGCAACCGUUUUGAAGCCGUCUGGAGCUGAGAGCAACAAAAAGGGAGACAAAGAAGCGGCGAAAAGCAUCAUCAAAGUGGUUAUCUUUCUCACGCCUAUUUUUGGUGGGACUUGGAUUCUGGGGCUUUUUGUGUUUCUGAUGGACGACUUUACACAGUUUAUUACAUACGUAGUGCAUUACGCAUUCACCAUUGUCAACUCCCUGCAGGGCUUCUUCAUCUUGUUGACAGGAUGUUUUGCAGAAAAAAGGGUCCGAGAUGAAAUACUGAGAAUAGUUCUGGGGAAAUCAGCAAAAGAUCAAGGAACAGUAACAACCACAAAAUAAAUGAUCCAUACAAGUAAAUGCACACAGGAAAAAACAUGUU